AUGCCUGCUCUAACAAAGGCUAUCAUCAUUGGCGCAGGCCCUGCCGGCCUCGCUGCCGCACUCCAACUGCAUCGCAACAACAACAUUGCCAUCACAGUAUAUGAACUACGCCCGGAACCAUCUACUCUGGGCGGCGCCAUCGGUAUUUUUCCCAAUGGAAUGCGUCUACUCCAUCGACUGGGCCUUGAUAAGGCCCUUCUCGCACGCGGAUUCCCCGUCACCCACAUGGAGAUUCACUCAUUGCAAAACGGUGACAUCGCCAAGGUCGACAUGUCUUCCUGGGCCCAGCAGAAGACUGGCUUCGGAUACCUGCGCAUUUGUCGAAGAGACUUUCAGGAAGUUCUUCUCAACGCCGUUGCCGAGGAGGGCAUCACUGUUUCCUUCAACAAGCGUAUUGUUUCAGUCACCGAGUCGCCAACCGACGUGACCGUGACUUUCUCUGACGGCUCGACCGAGACAGCUGAUAUUCUGAUCGGAUGCGAUGGCAUUCAUUCAAGCGUCCGUCGACUACAUGUUGACCCGUCCAUUGUGCCCGAGUACUCUGGAAUUGCCGGAACCCAGUCUAUCAUCUCGUCAACCGGCCUUCCCGACGCGCUGAAAACACAUGGAAACGCCUUUAUGACAUGCAAUGGACUAUUAGCGACAAUGCCCUGCUCCGCAUCUGGCGACAAGAUCUUUUGGUUCUUCUCGCGGCAGACGCCCAUCCCCCACUCAGAAUCCGGCGAUGCGCGAGACGGAUGGGAGGUGCGGCGCCAGCGAGAGGUUGCGGAGUAUGAAGAUACCAUUCUUCAGAUGAUAGACCCGGACAAGGGCGAGUGGCGGGAGACAUUGGCAAACAUAGUGGACCGGACGGAAUCUGUUGGCCUUUACCCUAUUUUCCGGCUCCCACUGGGCGGGAAAUGGUCUACCUCUCGAACGAUGCUGCUCGGAGAUGCAGCGCAUGCCAUGCAGCCCCAUGCAGGCCAGGGAGUGUCCAUGGCUUUGGAAGAUGUGUUUCUGCUUUCGCGGCUAUUGCGAGACCAUGAACGGGGCCUGGAAGAUGUAUUUGCUAAGUAUGAGGCAAUCCGGAGACCGCGCAUCAUGGAAAUCUCCAAUCUGGCGGCAAAGAAUGGAAAGGCGCGACGAGACGUCAGCCCGUGGGGGUUGUGGAUGAAGGAGUACAUGGCCUGGGCUACUUAUGGCCUGUACAAUCGAUUGGGAUUGGAGUCCUGGGGGAUUGGGCAGAAACAUCUGGUUUACGACAUUGACGAGGUUCCGGUAUGA
Messenger RNA from Aspergillus sclerotioniger CBS 115572, 1263 nucleotides. RefSeq names its product FAD-dependent oxidoreductase. The record is from RefSeq and is a predicted model, not a curated record. Gene Ontology annotation, molecular function: FAD binding; monooxygenase activity. The coding region runs from base 1 to 1263 and encodes 420 amino acids. The transcript has 2 exons. Lineage: Eukaryota; Fungi; Ascomycota; Eurotiomycetes; Eurotiales; Aspergillaceae.